UAACCUGUUAGCUAAAAGCUAACCCGGAUGUACCGGAAAUAGACGUGGCAAGCGACGAACUACAUCCUGAUUUCUGUGUUGACAAACGAAAGAGAUAGCCAGAUGGAUUCAUAAUUGUACAAUUACUCCAAAACUAAACCAGUUUUAACUGUGGUUCGCUAUCUUACGCGUUGACAGGCACCGUAGAAGGUAGUUAGCGAACCAGCCUUGCAGAGGCAAUGGACCGGACUAGGCUGUUGUUCGUGUUGUUUGGGGGUUUGUUGGAGGUGUGUUGUAAUGUGUCGGCUAACAGAGGAGGAUCUCCUUCGUUUACUGAUGAAAUCCCAUUCAAAAUCAACUGGCCCGGGGCCGAAUUCACCCUGCCAACCUCAGGUGCCCUCUACAAAGAAGAUGACUUUGUCAUCAUGACAACAACAGAGAAGGAGAAAUACAAAUGUAUCCUGCCUUCCUUGUCAAAUGGAGAUGAUGAUGAUGUCAAGGAGUACGCUGGUCCCACUCCAGGUGAUCUGCUGGACCCACUGUUCAAACAGAGCAGCUGCUCCUACAGAAUCGAGUCAUACUGGACGUAUGAGGUGUGUCAUGGGAAGCAUGUGAGACAAUACCACGAAGAGAAGGAGACGGGACAGCAGAUCAAACUACAGGAGUACGUCUUGGGAAGCAUGACCAAGAAGACUGAGUCUUCAGCCACUUCAGGAACAGAGACCGCAGAGGCAGAGAAAAUCGAGGAGGCGGAUCCUAAGUCAGAACCCGAGAAAGAGGUUCCCACUAAGAAUGUGGAGGGCCAGCUGGCUCCAUACUACCCGGUGUUGAUGGGCCACGGGACGGCCUGCGUCCUGAAACAGAACGAGCCACGCUCCACCAACGUGCUGUAUGUCUGCCACCCCGAAGCAAAGCAAGAGAUCCUCUCUAUCGCUGAGGUCACUACCUGCGAGUACGAAGUAGUGGUGCUGACCCAUCUGAUCUGUGCACACCCCAAAUACAGGUUCAAGUCGUCCCCAGUGAAUGCCAUCUUCUGCCAGGCCCUGUCUGGUUCUCCCCUGCGGCCUCACAGUCUCUCUCAGAUGGACCGGGAGCAGGAACAGCUACUGAAACCUCCCUUCACUGUGCCUGCUGCCCCAGAGAUGGAGAGAGAGGAGGAGAGUAUGUCCCCAGUGAGAGAGGAGGCCUUCUCCUCUACCCAUAAGCCCUUGGUGGUAGGCGGGCAGACUCAUAUUACCGUGGGAACCACCCACAUCUCCCGCCUGACGGACGAGCAGCUGAUCAAAGAGUUCCUGAGUGGCUCCUACUGUCUCCAUGGGGGAGUGGGAUGGUGGAAGUAUGAGUUCUGCUAUGGAAAGCAUGUACAUCAGUACCAUGAGGAUAAGGAGCAGGGGAAGAACAUCGUGGUAGUGGGCAGUUGGAAUUCUGAGGAGCACCUGGAGUGGGCCCAGAAGAACGUGGCCCGGUCCUACCAGCUCAAAAACGACGGGGUGGAGAAAGUCAAAGUGGUGUCUCACUUCUACGGCCACGGGGACGUGUGUGACAUGACGGGGAAACCCAGACAGGUCAUCGUCAAGCUCAAGUGUAAGGAGUCUGAGUCUCCCCAUGCGGUCACUGUGUACAUGCUGGAGCCUCAGACCUGUCAGUACGUCCUUGGGGUUGAGUCUCCAGUCAUAUGCCAGAUCCUGGACACCGCUGAUGAGAAAGGCCUUCUAUCUGUCUCCAGCUAACAGAACAGGAAGCCAGAGAGACGAAAAAGAGGAGGGAUGAGUAGAGGGGGAUAAGAAGAGCAAUAGAAUAAUAAUAAGAAAAAAAACAUGUUUUACUAGAAAAGAAAAGAACAGAGAUUUAGGCAAAGACUGCAUAAAAUGGACAGCUGAAGACUGGAUGAACCAAGGCCCAUGGCACUGCUCAGGAGGUUCAGACAGACAUGAAAAAAAGUAGAGGGAGAAAGUGUUGAUCCUGGAACAGCCCCUGGAAGCCAGGACCACAGCCCCUCACUAACGCCCUGGCUUAAACCUCCUCCAUGGACUGUACCAGCCCCAUUCUACAUCAAAAGCCUUAUGAUAAAAGCAUGGGAAAACACAUUUGAUUUGAAUUGGAAAUCCAAUUCCAAAUAGGACAGAGACUCACACAAAAUGGGACCCUGCUCACUCCACAAGGCAGUGGAUCUAUGUCCGGGACUUCAUAUCUUCCUUGUAUUCUUUAUCUUCGGCAGGUUAGUUCUAGUGUCUUUUCAGGCCAAUAUGCCAGGACAGAGAAUGACCAAUCAUUCAAAGAACCUCAUUAGGAGAACCAGCUUCCAUGUUGGUUUUUAUCGCCAACAUUCUAAAUGAUCUGUAUUUAUUUGGGUUUAAUUUCAGUUUGAUUUGAUGCUUGUCCGUGACACUUUGCAAUUGUAUGCAUUUUUUGUUUUGUAGAUAUCUUUGAGCAAGGUCAGUUUGAAUUUUAAAAUGUGCAGACAAACAGUAACUGUGGGUAUAGUAAGAAUAGGGUUCUGGUGUCAUGGUUUGGGUAAAUUUCAAUUGUCCAUUCAGGAAGUAAACUGAAAUUCCAAGUGCUACAGUAUUUCCUCAUUCGAAAGCAAUAAGUAAAAUUGGGAUUUUAAUUUCAGUUUACUUUCUGAAUUGACUGUAUUGAAAUGGAAUUGACCCCAACCAUGGUGGUUGUUAUGUUACAGGGUGAGUGAGAGUAACUUGACGUACUGUAUAUUCAAUCCCCCGAUGUAAUUGACGAGCACUGAUUAACGUUUUAUUUACUGAAUCAGAUGUUUCCUGUGGAUUUCUAAAUAUGGUGUGUUCUAUGGUUUAAAUGAGGGAUACACUGAAACAAGAAAAUAAUGAAAUAAAAAUAUAUCUUAACAAAAAUGAAUAAAAUUGAGUUAAAAAUA
Molecule: messenger RNA, 2869 nt
Organism: Coregonus clupeaformis (lake whitefish)
Lineage: Eukaryota; Metazoa; Chordata; Actinopteri; Salmoniformes; Salmonidae
Gene: erlec1
Product: endoplasmic reticulum lectin 1
Exons: 13
Coding region: 219-1709 (496 amino acids)
Biological process (GO): retrograde protein transport, ER to cytosol; endoplasmic reticulum unfolded protein response
Cellular component (GO): endoplasmic reticulum lumen
Source: RefSeq, a predicted model, not a curated record